AUGAAGUACGCUCUCUCGAUCAGCCUUGCCGGGACGCUCCUCACGCAGGGUUGCUCGGCGCUCUGGCUCUUGCCCACAGCACGUAACUUCAUCUACAUCGUUCCUGAUGGCUAUGGUCCAGCCUCUCAGACCAUGGCACGAGACUACGUCUCGCUGCUGCAGAACGGUGAAAACCCCAAGGCACCAGUCUCCAUCCAGCUCGCUGCAGACGGCAUGGUUAUUGGGAACGUCAGGACACAGGCAAGCAACAACCUGAUCACAGAUUCUGCGGCCAGUGCGACAGCAUUUGGCUGUGGUGUCAAGACUUACAACAAUGCAAUUGCUGUAGAUGACGACGGUCAGCCCGUAGGCUCUAUUCUCGAAGCUGCCAAGAUGGAGGGCUUCAAGACCGGUCUUGUGGUGACUUCGACCAUCAACCACGCCACUCCAGCUUGCUAUGCUGCCCAUGUCGCUGACCGCAACUCAUACGAGAAGAUUGCAGAGCAUGAGAUUGGGUACUCACACCCGCUUGGUCCACAGGUCGAUAUUCUUUUGGGCGGCGGACGCUGUUACUUCAAGCCCAAGUCCGACCCUACCUCGUGCCGAAAAGACGACAUCGAUCUCUUCGGCUACGCCAAAGGAAAAGGUUACCACAUUAUGCAGGACCGAAAGGCGUUCGAUGAGCUGAAGAAGGGGACGGCCAAGUCGGCUGAUCUACCUUACAUCGGUCUCUUCAACGAUGACCAGAUGAUGUACGAAAUCGAUCGCAAGCAGGACCCUACGCAGGAACCAAGUCUACUGGAGAUGGUUGAGACGGCACUGACCUCGCUCGACCGCGCCACCAAAUGGAGUCUUAGGGGCUACCUACUUGUUAUCGAAGCCAGCCGAAUAGAUCAUGCUGGUCAUGCCAACGACCCCGUGGGCCACCUCCACGAAACCAUCAUGUACAACGACGUCAUGAAAUAUGUGCGCGAGUGGAUCGACAAGCAUCCCGAUACCCUGAUGCUCUCGGCUGCAGAUCACGAAUGUGGCGGUCUGACUCUCAAUGGCUUCAACCCGCUCCCCCUCAAAUCCGCCACCAUGACCACCGAGCGCGCCGCCGCCCUCUGGAAAGCAAACAACGCCACAGAUAAACGUGCAUAUCUGACCUCGACCAUCCUUCCCGGCUAUGGUCUCGCCGAUCUGCCCACAACCGCCAUCGACGCUCUCCUGACGUCGCGCAACUUUGCGUCUGAUCUCGCCGCCCGCCUAAGCAGCAAGGCAGGCGUGAAUUGGAGCACGGGCGGCCACACUGCAAGUGAUGUCACGCUGUUCGGGUACGGCGCUGGCUGGCGCGGCGGGAAUCUCAAAGCGGACAUGGCGGGUAACUGGGACAACACGCAAUUGCCGGGCUACAUUGAGGGCGUGCUGAAAGUCAAGAUGAGUAAGGUCACGGAGAAGUUGAGGAAAGCGGGGAGUGCGUGGGUCGGGAAGAGGGAUCUGAAUAGCCAUGGGCAUGUGCACGAGCACUGA
Messenger RNA from Boeremia exigua, 1491 nucleotides. Its product is annotated as alkaline phosphatase. Bases 1 to 1491 code for a protein of 496 amino acids. Gene Ontology annotation, biological process: dephosphorylation. NCBI's taxonomy places the organism in Eukaryota, Fungi, Ascomycota, Dothideomycetes, Pleosporales, Didymellaceae. Gene Ontology annotation, cellular component: fungal-type vacuole membrane. The record is from RefSeq and is a predicted model, not a curated record. Gene Ontology annotation, molecular function: alkaline phosphatase activity. The transcript has 3 exons.